Messenger RNA from Corythoichthys intestinalis (scribbled pipefish), 9726 nucleotides. RefSeq names its product transforming growth factor beta-1-induced transcript 1 protein-like. Gene Ontology annotation, cellular component: Z disc; nucleus. The record is from RefSeq and is a predicted model, not a curated record. The coding region runs from base 5678 to 7132 and encodes 484 amino acids. Gene Ontology annotation, molecular function: transcription coregulator activity. The transcript is spliced from 11 exons. Lineage: Eukaryota; Metazoa; Chordata; Actinopteri; Syngnathiformes; Syngnathidae.
AUAAAAAAAUAAGUUGUUUCUGAAAAAAUCUAUUUAAAAAAAGAAAAAUCACUUCCAUCAAAAAAAGAAAAAUUUGAAUCCCAGAAAAUGUUUUUGAAUGCGAAAAAAUAUUUGGGAUUGAAAAAAAAUUGCAUUUGAACACUUAAUUUUUCAUUGAAAAAGUUUUCUUUGAUUGAAGCAGUCCUAUUUGUACUUGGGCCAUUUAUGGGUAGGACAUUUGUGUCUAAAUCAUUCAAUCCCCAAAAAAGUUGCUUCAAUCAAAAAAAAAAAUAGGGCUGUCAAAAUUAUCGCGUUAACGGGCGGUAAUUAAUUUUUUUAAAUAAAUCACGUUCAAAUAUUUGACGCAAUUAACGCACAUGCCGCGCUCAAACAUAUUAAAAUGACAGCACAGUCAUGUCCACUUGUUACUUGUGUUUUUUGUCUCCCUCUGCUGGCGCUUUGGUGUGACUGAUUUUGUAAUUAUUGACAUCAACAAUGGCGAGCUACUAGUUUAUUUUUUGACUGAAAUUUUUAUUAAAACGAAAACAUUAAGAGGGGUUUCAAUACAAAAUUAAUACAAAAACUUGUAUUAACAUCUAUCUUUUAAGAACUACAAGUCUUUCUGUCAAUGGAUCGCUUUAACAAUGUUAAUGCAAAUGCCAUCUUGUUGAUUUAUUGUUAUAAUAAACAUACAGUACUUAUGUACAGUAUGUUGAAUAUAUAUAUCCGUCUUGUCUUUUCAUUGCACCAGUAAUUUACAGAAAAAUAUGGCAUAUUUUAUAGAUGGUUUGAAUUGCGAUUAAUUACAAUUAAUUAAUUUUUAAGCUGUGAUUAACUCGAUUAAAAAUGUUAAUCGUUUGACAGCCCUAAAAAAAAUAUUUUCAAUCAAAGAAAAAAAAUCAUUUUGGAAAAUAAAAUUGCCGUCGCCUAACUUUUUUUGAAAAUUAUAUGCAAAGCAAAUGAUCGUCUAAGCUGCUAGUCACACGAUCUAUUCGAAAAAUAAUUUUGACCCAUUUAAAUAUUUUUUUAUUCAUUCAUUUUUGUUGCAGUUUUAUUGCUUUACAACUUUUAUAUAUAUAGGAAAGUCAAUUUCAUGCAAUGACACUUUACUGUCACCAGGGGGGCAUUCCCCCCCUUAAAAUCCGCUUAUGUAUUUAAGGUCAUUUACCUGUUGAUUUUCAGUUAGUUCCUGUUGAUUUUGGGUGAUUUUACGGGUCACUUCCUGUUUAUUUUGAGUUACAGAACAGGAAGUGACCUGGGAAUCACCCAAAUGAAUAGGCAGUGACUCAAACUCAAUAGGAAAUUACCUGUAAAUGCUCUGAAAAUCGAACGGAAUGACUGUGAAUGCACUGGCUUCGGAUGAACGAACGUUCCCAGUCUAAAUGGAUUCGACGUCGUGCACCAUCAAUGCAGCCUUAGAGUUAACUGAGACACUAUUAUAGUGGAAGAUUUCGGUAGCAACUUGUGUGUUCCUUUUCAUUUUUUUUUUUUUUUUUUUAAGACAUUGACACCUUUUUAAAUCGAUAUCUCGAUUCUUGGCAGGAGCAUAUCUAUAACCUUUUGUGAUACAAAGUAUCACGAUAUAUCACCAUUUCGAUAUUUUGUCACACCCCUACUGCCAACACUUCCAGUCAAAACGGAUUGGAUGUACGUCGCCGUCAAUGGUAGCCAAUGAGACAAUAAGUCUUCUCGGUGAUUCUUGUGUAUAAAUUUAAGAUUUAAUGUUUGAAAAUAUUUUUUUCCAAUUGCUUGGAGGAAUAUUCAUAAAUCAUCUUCCCCACUUCACAAAGUUCACGGAGGGUGCUGGAGCCUAUCAAAGCUAACAAUGGUUACUAGGCACUAUUUUGAAAACAAAUGCCCCCCACAUAUUACUGUGUUUUCAGGUAUUGGGAAGAAAUUUUGCACUGUUAUUCCUCCCAGCUCAAAUGGAUUGGCCGUCUGUUACGGUCGAUGGCAGUCAAUGAAUUCAGAUAUUGGUUAUAAUCAAUAGAGUUUCUAUAAAGCUCAGAGCCUUGCUGAUCUUGACAAGAAAUAUGAAGUAUUGAGUGUUUUACAGCAGUGCGAGACUGAGCUAUGUUUCACACAUCCGGCAAGUUUAAAAAUGUGACCAUAUAUGGUACGUUCAAGUUAUUGAGGCCCCAUUAACAUAUUUGGGGAAAAAAAUCAUUGGCUAUUUUUGUUAUCCUUUCAAAGCAUAACGGGUACUAAAUCAUAUUAGCUUUUUUUUUAUGUUCGCGUUUUGGCGCAACCUGCAACUACCACGCAGGAUUUUGAAAUACAUUUCAAAAUAUUGCUGAAUGCUUUAACUAUGUGGUUGAUUUAAACAAAGUUCAUGAAGUCGUAUCAUAUUUCAAAAAAAUACCACUUUAGUCUGUGGGCAGGCAUAUGUACUUUUUCCCACUAGGUGGUGCUAAAGCAUUUUUUGCUAUUUUUCCUCCCCCCUUUGAUAUUCUUAAAAAUGAAAAUUACCCUCUUACAAUUUAAAAAAAAAAAAAAAAUAGAUGUAUGUACUAGUCCUUCUCAAAAAAUUAGCAUAUUGUGAUAAAGUUAAUUAUUUUCUGUAAUGUACUGAUAAACAGAAUUUCAUACAUUUUAGAUUCAUUACACAACUGAAGUAGUUCAAGCCUUUUAUUGUUUUAAUAUUGAUGAUUUUGGCAAAAAAGUCAAGAAAAAACAAAAAUUCCUAUCUAAAAAAAUUAGCAUAUUUCAUCCGACCAAUACAAAAAGUGUUUUUUAAUACAAAAAAGUCAACCCACAAUUAAUUGUAUCUAGUGCUGCAACGAUUAAUCGAUUAACUCGAGUAUUCGAUUAGAAAAAAAUAUUCGAAUUAAACUUUGUUGCUUCGAGUAUUCGUUUAAUUAACGUGGCGUUUUAAUGGUUUAUUUGGAAAGUGUUUGCAAUUAGUUUUAUUAUUGAGGGUGGAUACACUGCCCUCUGGUCUGCCUCUUUUCACAUGGCUGAAUCCAAAUGCUCCCUGUUAAGACCAACGUAAGCUAAGUUUUUGUUAGAGCUAAUGUUUUUUAAUGCAUUCUUAAUUUAGUUUAUAGGUAUAUUUAGCCGUUUUUUGAACCAUUUGUUAAGAGCAUUGUAAAAAAAAAAAAAAAGACCAAAAAAACUUUUGCAUUUUAUAGCAUUUAAGCUAGCGGACUUUUUUAUGUAAGUUAGCCAAUUGUUUUUGUUGUACAUAGAUCUUCAUUUAAAAUUUUUUUUUUUUAAUUAUACCGUUUGAGGCUCAGCUGAGGUAUUUUAAUUUUUCAUGUUUCUUAUCCGAUUACUCGAUUAUUCGAACUAAGUAGUCCAUCGAUUAAUCGACUUCUAAAAUAUUCGAUAGCUGCAGCACUAAUUAUAUCAGCUUUGCACUCAAUACUUGGUCGGGAAUCCUUUUGCAGAAAUGACUGCUUCAGUCCGGCGUGGCAUGGAGGCAAUCAGCCUGUGGCACUGCUGAGGUGUUAUGGAGGCCCAUGAUGCUUCGAUAGUGGCCUUAAGCUCAUCCACAGUGUUGGGUCUGGUGUCUCUCAACUUCCUCUUCACAAUAUCCCACAGAUUCUCUAUGAGGUUAAGGUCAGGAGAGUUGGCAGGCCAAUUGAGCACAGUAUUGCCAUGGUCAGUAAAUCAUUUAGUUUUGGAACUGUGAGCAGGUGCCAGGUCGUGCUGGAAAAUAAAAAUCUUCAUCUCCAUAAAGCUUUUCAGCAGAUGGAAGCAUGAAGUGCUCCAAAAUCUCCUGAUAGCUAGCUGCAUUGACCCUUGGCCCUUGAUAAAACACAGUAGACCAAUACCAGCAGCUGACAUGGCACCCCAGACCAUCAGUGACUGUGUGUACUCGACACUGGACUUCAGGCAUUUUGGCAUUUCUCCCCACUUCUCCCCAGUCUUCCUCCAAACUCUGGCACCUUGAUUUCCGAAUGACAUGCAAAAUUUGCUUUCAUCUGAAAAAAGUACUUUGAACCACUGAGCAACAGUCCAGUGCUGCUUCUCUGUAGCCCAGGUCAGGCGCUUCUGCCAUUUCCAGCACAUCCCUGUGCACGGUGGCUCUGGAUGUUUUUACUCCAGACUCAGUCCACUGUUUCUGUAGGUACCCCAAGGUCUGGAAUUGGCCCUUCUCCACAAUCUUUCUCAGGGUGCGGUCCCCUCUUCUGAUUGUGCAACGUUUCCUGCCACACUUUUUCCUUCCCACAGAUUUCCCACUGAGGUGCCUUGAUACAGCACUCAUGGAACAGUCUAUUUGCUCAGCAAUUUCUUUCUGUGUCUUCGCCUCUUGUUGAGGGUGUCAAUGAUGGCCUUCUGGACAACAGUCAGGUCGGCAGUCUUGCCCAUGAUUGUGGUUUUGAGUCAUGAACCGGGCUGGGAGUUUUUAAAAGCCUCAGGAAUCUUUCGCUGGGGUUUUGAUUUAAUUUGUUGAUUCAGAUGAUUAGGUCAGUAGCUUCUUUAGAGUACCUUUUCAUGAUAUGCUAAUUUUUUAAAAUAGGGAUUUUUGGUUUUUCAGGACUUUUUUGCUAAAAUCAUCAAUAUUAAAACAAUAAAAGGCUUGAACUACUUCAGUUGUGUGUAAUGAAUCUAAAAUAAAGAUGCACAAUAAUAUCGGUUACCGAUAAUUAUUGGCCGAUAAUGGCAAUUAUGAGGUCACACCGAUAAUCCAGAUUAAAAACAAAAUUCAACCAAUAAUGCAAUCCGAUAAAUAUAUACUCGGUUUAGCCUCCAAAUGCGUGCAUUCGACGUUUUGUCUCAACCAAUACCUAAAAGCAUUUUUGUGCAAUUAAGUAUUUACUUUGUAAAUAUGAAUAUUAAUUCAUUUUAGAAUUUAUUACUUGUUCCCAUUUGGUGUGGAAAAAGUAGCCACACAUUCUAUUUUUGCACAGUAACAUUUGCUCUUGUGUAUGAUUUAAAAUUGUAUAUAGUAUAUCUUUUAAUAGAAUUAUUGUCUUGACAGUAUCGGUUAUCGGCUGGGAGGAGGAGGAAAUUAUUAGUUAUCGGUAUUGGUUGAAAAAUGCCAUUUUCGUGCAUCACUAAUCUAAAAUAUACGAAAGUCUAAUGUUUAUCAGUACAUUACAGAAAAUAAUGAACUUUAUCACAAUAUGCUUUUUUAGUAGGACCAGUCAUACAUUUUGAUACAUUUUUUACUAUGGUUUAAUCUUAUAGAUUACAACUAUUUUCUCAUAGCAGUACAAUUUUUGACUUUAUUCUCAUGGUAUUACGACUUUAAUCUCAUAACAUUCUAACUUUAUUCCCGAAGUCCAAUUUUUUUUCUCUUUCUUUGUUUGGCCAUAAAUAUUAUGUAGCAUCAACACAAAAAAACGCUUUCAAUGAAAUCUAGGCAUCACAACACCAAUUCUAUUUUCCCUCUUUUUUUUCCUCAACAUUUCAGGGCGUGACCUCCAACACGAACCCUUCAAUUACAUCACGAGGAGACAAAAAUGCCCGUCUUUCCUGACAGCCCUCACCACUUAAACUCCAAUUUGUCCCUCUCCUUCCAGCCAGUCGUAGUGACGUCAUGUGCCUAGGGAAUGCUGGUUCUGAACCGCAUUCUUUUCCCCUCCCUCCUUUCCUGACUCCGAGGAACAGGAAGAGGGAAGGAGUAAGAAGAGGCGCAAAAAAAAAGAGACGGGACAACCUCCUCCUCUUCCUCCUGUGUGGGCGAAUAACGGUGCAUGAGAAGUUCUAGUAGACAGACAAUAGCUUACACAGUCACAUAAUCCAAACUAUGGAGGAUUUGGGAGUGCCUGAGCCACUUAACUACCCUCUCAGUCCUCGCAUUGUUGUCUUUGACGCCCUCCUGGCCGAUUUGGAGAACACGGGCUCCCCUCUCGCUCGAUGUCCGGUCCUCCUGACAUCGGAUCCGCCGAGUCACGAUCCAGUUAAGCAGAAUCCGGGCGAGGUCCGGCCGCCUCCGCCUGCCUACACCCCGCAGCAGACGGUUUCAGCAGCAAUGAAGACAUCCCAAAAUUCCACUCCUGACAAACUAUACAGCACAGUGUGUAAAUCCCGCUCUCCCCGCUCAGCUGAUACUCCUCCUCCUCUCCCUCCCCCUCCGGCAUUUUCCUCCUCAUCGCUGCUCGGAGGGGGUCUGAGUGAACUGGACCAUCUGCUUCAGGAGUUGAACGCCACCCAGUUUAACAUCACAGAUGAGAUCCUGGCUCAGUUUCCUACUUCUAAAGAUGAGAAGAUGAAAGAUAAGGAAUCCGGCGCGAAACCUUCAGCGACAUCAGCUACAUUGGAGUUGGAUAAACUGAUGGCGUCGCUUUCCGACUUCCGCGUCCAAAGCACUCCAGCUGUGCCCGCCAGUCCGGUGAUCACGACAACGACACCCACCGCAGCGGUAGCAACACCACAACAGCAGCAAAAACCGACACAACAUCCACAACCUUCGUCUGAAGGCUCAUUGGACAGCAUGCUAGGGCUCCUACAAUCGGACCUGAGCCGGCAAGGGGUCCAAACAUCUUCCAAAGGAAACUGCUCCGCUUGUCAGAAGCCGGUUGUGGGUCAGGUGGUAACAGCAUUGGGCAAAGUGUGGCACCCGGAGCACUUUGUGUGCACGGAAUGCGAGACGGAGUUGGGCAGCCGCAACUUUUUCGAGAAGGAUGGGCGGCCGUACUGCGAGUCUGACUACUUCACACUCUUUUCCCCUCACUGCGCCCAAUGCAACAAGCCCAUACUCAAUAAAAUGGUGACAGCCCUGGAAAAGAACUGGCACCCGGAGUGUUUCUGUUGCGUCAAGUGCAGCGGCACGUUUGGCGAAGAAGGCUUCCAUGACCGUGAGGGCCAGCAGUACUGCCAGCAGUGCUUCCUGACUUUGUUUGCUUCCCGCUGUCAAGGCUGCACUCAACCCAUCCUGGAAAACUACAUCUCAGCCCUUAACUCUCUGUGGCACCCGCAGUGCUUCGUAUGUAGGGAGUGUUACAGCCCCUUCGUGAACGGCAGCUUCUUCGAGCACGAGGGGCAGCCUCUGUGCGAGGCCCACUACCACCAGUCGCGGGGCAGCGUGUGCCAGGCAUGUCAGCAGCCCAUCCUGGGCCGUUGCGUCACCGCCAUGGGGGCCAAGUUCCACCCACACCACCUUGUGUGCCACUUCUGCCUCAAACCAUUGAGCAAAGGGUGCUUCAAGGAGCAGGAGAACAAGCCGUACUGCCAUCCUUGCUUUAUCAAGCUCUUCGGUUGAGGAACCGGACGACCUCUUCCUUCUCUUGCUGUUGUUUUUACAUAUUUUUUACUGUGUUGAAGGGUACAGCGAACACAAACAAAAUACCAAAAAUUUUUAAGUAUCGUAAUUUCUCAUGUGUCGAGUGGUGAAAAUGAAAUGCAAAGGGAAAUACUUCAUACUGUCUGGCCGUAAAUAUAUUUGAUUGACUUGACUAUGAAUUUGUAACAUUGGAUUUUAACCCAACGGGUGCCAUUGACAGCGAUAGUCGUCCAAUCUGUUUUAACUGGAAUUAACAGUCUGUUAUGGGCUAUGGCAGUGGCGCAACAAAUGUGAACAAGCCACGGGAGCGAUGAGUAUAAACGGGCCCCCACAAGGUGAACGUCCGGCGGGGUCUUAGGGGAUAAUUAUUCGUGGGCCGCUCCAAACUUUCGCAGGCCUUUCAAGACGAUCAUCCAAUGUGUGGGGCGGUGGCGGUGGUAAAUGAAAAUUUUCUGCAGGGCCCUUCAGACAACCAGCUAAGCGCAGGGGGAAUUUAAAGAUAUUUCAACACUUAAACAACUAAACUUACCUGAAGUUUACCUUCAAAUUAAACGUACCAUUCUGUUUGACCUCGCUUUACCGCGCCCCCUUUACACCCACAAACUGGGCCCCCGUGUGUGUGUAUGUAGGUAUAUUUCAACACUUAUACACUAUAUUACAGCUCCUAGCAUCAUAUUACCUUUCAUUUUAACCCUCCCCUUCCCCACUAACGUCCCCUUUACGCCCACAAGGCCCGGGCUCAGGUGCCGCCGCACCCCCAGCACCCUCCUAAGCUACGCCCUUGGACUAUGGUCUUUUACAUUCUAGCUGCCACUGGUAGGCAUGUGCCGGUAUAAGCCGAAAUAUCAUGGUUUCACAGUAUCACGGUAUUGUAAUUACAACUCUAAAAUGUGUUACUUUGAGAUAUCUUGGUUUAAAAAAAAAAAAAAACUUUCCAUUCAACGGGAUUUUUAUUUUUCAAAGCAUAUUGAAAAAUGACUAUAAUGUUAAGUUAAAAUAAAUAAAUAAAUAAAAAACCAAUAUUCUAAAUAAGAUUAAAAUAAUCGCAGUCCUUUGUUUUUAUCCAACAUUAUUACCAUCGGAACAAAAAUAAUUAUUUUCCAUAAAAACUACAUGCGCAUGACUUGUAUCAUGUUUACAUUAUACACACACUCUCUUUCUCAACACAGACAGUUACCAGAGAGAAAAAAAACACCACAUGUUUUACCACUGCUAGACAUACUAAACACGCUGGAGUUAUCUCCCGUAGCUGGUGGGAAAUGUUCAUGACAGGAUUUCCAAAUCUUUAAUUUUGUAUAACUGUGAAAUCAUAUUGGAGCUAUUGCCUCAUCGGUAGCCACCCUCCGCAAACAUAUUUUACAUGUUGGUUGGCCCUCCUCCUCUAAGACGCGGUCAUCAGUAACUUUUCUGUCGCCAAAGUAUUCCCAUACCAGCGAUUUCGUUUUCUUCAAAGGGGAAAGAAGUUCAGGAGUUUCACCUCCUCCAGCCAUCUUGUAGCACAGCUGACUUACUGACACUGACCAACAACCGGUGGGGGAGGGUUGAGCCUUGCAGCUGCAAGCGAGGGAUUUACCCCGGCAUGUUUGGGACAUAAAAGAUAGUUAAUACCGUAGGGACGGUGUGACGGAAAAUUUUUGUGGUUUUGAAACCUUGAUGUUUUCAUACCACUGUAUAUCUUGAAACCAGUAAUCGCCACAUGUCUAGCUGCCUGUGAUGGCGCUAGUAGUGACAAACUAAGUUAAAUUUGAUUAAAGGGCAACUUUUUCCACAAUCUGGAGAAUGUACUAAGCAAUACAAUGUGAUAAACUUCUUAAAUUUUGCUCGUACUCGUUGAAGAUAUGUAUUAUGCAUGAGAAAUUACGGUAAUUGACACGCAAACAAAAUAUAUUACCCAUAGGUGCCAAAAUAUGGGAGCAAAGCACUUUUUUUAUAUUUACAUAUAUAGUACAGUAUUAGACAAUGUUAUUUUCAAGAUAAAUUAAGAUCAUGUCAAUUUAAUGUGAUUUCCUGGUUUUAAACUGUUACAAGAUAACCCCAAAGCAGUAUUUUUUUCCAACUCAAAAGUAAACUCAAAAAUAUUCAAAUGAACUUUUUUUACGUUCAGUAUUUUACAUGUUUACCUUUUUUGAUACCAAAGAGGCGAAGAAAUAAUAGGAUUAUAUUUAAAUUGCUGGUACCAAAGUAGAAAAAAGUAUUUUUUUUAUAGGUAAUCUGUACCCACAAUUUAGAAAUCUGUGAGUACAAAUUUGUCAACUACCCGCAGAAAAAUAAUUUGUGGGUACAGAUAAUUAAACUGUUGAUACAGUUUAAUAAUCUGUGUUAUAGAUUACUCAAUUGUGGGUGCAAAUUACCUUUGAGAAAAUGAUUUUUCUACCCUGGGCUCUGCAGUUUUAAUAUUCUGCAGAUAUUUUUUUUCCUCAAGAAAAUAUUUCCUUUUUUCUGCUACGUGUACAAUCAGUCGGACCAAUGAAGCUGUCACGGUAAUUACAGGUGACAUUAUUCUUUCACAAAUACUUGAUGCACUUUGCUGAAAAUACUUCCAAAGAAUAAAAACACGCUUUCACAAUGUUUCU